Messenger RNA from Epinephelus moara (kelp grouper), 2753 nucleotides. Its product is annotated as coronin-2B-like. NCBI's taxonomy places the organism in Eukaryota, Metazoa, Chordata, Actinopteri, Perciformes, Serranidae. The record is from RefSeq and is a predicted model, not a curated record. The coding region runs from base 1 to 1695 and encodes 564 amino acids. The transcript is spliced from 14 exons. Gene Ontology annotation, biological process: actin filament organization. Gene Ontology annotation, molecular function: actin filament binding.
AUGACUCUAUCAGAGAUGUCGUGGCGUUCGUCUUUCCGCUGCUCAAAGUUUCGUCACGUUUUCGGGAAGCCGUCCACCAAGGAGCACAGCUACGACGGGGUGCCAAUCACACGCAGCGUCCAUGACAACCACUACUGCUCAGCAAAUCCCUGCUUCAUCGCUGUGGUGACCGAGUGCGCCGGGGGCGGGUCCUUUUUAGUCCUGCCCAUCCAUCAUACAGGCAGGGUGGACCCUCAGCACCCGAGGGUGUGCGGUCACAGUGGGAGGGUCCUGGACGUCAAGUGGAACCCGUUUGAUGAUCACUGCAUCGCCUCGUGCUCAGAGGACUGCACCGUAACAUUACAAGACCAAUCGGUUUAUGGAACCAAUUUUGANGUCUGUGGCGUCCAACAGAACCUCACUAAGGCCAGGAAGACUCUGAUUGGUCACUCCAGGAGGGUGGCGCUGAUUGAGUGGCAUCCGACCGCUGAGAACCUGCUGCUUAGCUCCGCCUACGACUACAAGGUCCUCCUCUGGGAUGUGUCCCAGGUAGGCACAGUGCUCAGGUACCCAGUCCGCGUGGUCCUGAUGCCCAUCUACCACCGCUACCCGUCUGAUGCGCUGCUGCUGUCUGUCAGCUUCAACAGUGAUGGCAGCAGGCUGGCGGUCACGUCCAAAGACAGACGGGUUCGAGUCCUGGACCCGCGGACAGGAAGGAUCCUGCAGGUGUCCAACAGCAAGUCCCACAGGGCUAGUAAGGUUUUAUACAUCGGAGGGCUGAAGAUGCUUCUGUCCACUGGCAGCUCACCCUGGAACCACAGACAGAUUGUCCUGUGGGACCCUGACGACUUAUCUGAGCCACUGUAUGAGGAAGAUUUGGAUGGGUCUGCAGGAGUCCUCUUCCCGUUUUACGAUCCAGACACACACAUGCUCUACUUGGCUGGAAAGGGUGACGGGAACAUCCGGUACUACGAGCUGAGCACUGAGAAACCUUACAUCAACUUCCUGACGGAGUACAGGUCCCCGCUGCCACAGAAAGGACUUGGGGUGAUGCCAAAGCGCGGCCUGGACGUCAGUGCCUGUGAGGUUUUCAGAUUUUACCGUCUGAUCGCCAUUAAAGACCUGGUGGAGCCGCUGUCAAUGAUCGUACCAAGAAAAGAGUCAGGUAUUUUCCAAGAGGAUCUGUACCCAAUGACAGCUGGAAACCAGGCGGCCAUGACGGCUCAGGAGUGGCUGUUGGGGAUGAACAGAAGCCCAGUGCUGAUGUCCCUGAAGCCUGAGAGUCAAAUAGCCAACCCUUACCCAGAAACCCCUGCUGAGAAGGGGCUAGUGAGGCAGCUGAGCUCCCUGAGGUUCCAGAUGGGUCCGGCUGUCGGUGCAGUGACUGGGACACAUCUGCACUUUAUCGAAGAGGCCUUCCUUGAGGAGCAGCUGUCCUACCAGGACGCCAAAUACCCGAGAGAGGUGAGCGAUCUGUCGGGGUGGCAGCCAGAUGAGACCCAGAUCCCUCUGUGGACGUACUGCUGCACGCCACACUGCUGUGAACCUGCAGAGAGGCCGCCGCCUACGACCGAGAGCGAGCUCCUGCAGGCGUUUUACAGACAGCAAGACGAGAUCAGAGGCCUGAGAGAACAACUGAAUGAGAAAGACGUGAGGAUCGCACAGCUGGAGCGCGACAUAAAAAACACCAGAAACAACAUGAGGGCGACCUUCUGAUUCAACCCGUCAACUCUCAUGCUGCUGUUUUAACACAAACUCCUCAACAUGUCCGACCAGUAAAGGAAACGCCGCUGACAUCUUCACAUCGCUAUGGACCCAGGUGUCCAGAAGUACUCUGAUCAGACAUCGACCAUCGGAUCGGAUCAAAUCUCAAAAAUGGGUUCAGAGGAAAAGAAAAGGAUUCUGAAAUCAGAUUAGAUGUAAUCCAGUCUCGGUUCUGAUCUGGAUUGAACCUUCAGUAUAUGUUGUUCCAAACUCUUUAGUGGGAUUGGGAUACCUUUGAUCAGGAUAAUCCAAAAUGGAUCUUUGUUUCGUUCUCUUUAGUGGCACAGAUUGUGACAAGCAGUAGUUGAUGUGUACUUGUUGGCAGACUAAGACUUGAAACGAGGCUUCUGAAUUUAUUUGUAUCAGACACCCGGGUUGUGCUACUGCAGAUGCAACUGUAACGUACAUUUAUUACUUUAUCUAAUCACAACAACACAGUCAAACACAGUCUGAUAGCAUCAACCUGCUGUUUCUGUCUCCUAAUAAAAACACAUAAGUGACCCCAUGCUGGAUAUCCGACCUGUUCUUUACAAAGCCAGUAUCCUACACUGUGAUAGACACAUUUAGAGCACUGGUUAUCUGGAUUUCGUCAUCUUGAGAAGUUUGUAUCUUGGCCAGUGUGACCUGGUUACAACUUUUUUAUGAUUUAAAACACUUUUAGCAAAUCAAGAUGUUUCUCUUGAACUCUUUUGGUCCAGACUUAAAACAACUAUUGGACGAACUGAAUUUAUAAAGCGAUGCGUUCAUGGACUCUAGAUGAUGAGCUGUAAGACAUCUGGAUAAUCAUCCAAUAUUCAUGUUUUUAGAGACAACUUGAGAACGAAUCCUUAAAAAACGGGGACCAAACAACAUACAAUCACUUAAAAAAAAAAUCAACUCAUCAGCGCCAUCUGGUGGGCAAACCAUCAGGAUUCCCACUCCCAAUUUUCAUAGACAAAAUUUCAAAACUUUUACAUGAUUUUUUAAGGACCGGAUACAUCGCAUAAAAACAUAAUUCCGGCUAGCUGCCA